CAAAUGAUUCCUCAAAGUUAUCAUCAUAGCAACUUCUUGUUCUCUUCUGACUGCAACCUCUAUUUUUUGUGGAGCAUACCGGUCCAGCUAGAGGAAUAACUUCUAUCGCCUUCAAUUCCAGUUCAUACACUUCCUUGUGUCUCCAGUCUUUUCUGACUCUAAAAGGACAGAUGGUGCAUGCCGCGUCUUCGAGCCAUGUACUGUUUCAUAGCAAUCCAGUGCCUACAUCACAUAGUUCCGUCAACAGUAGCAUUUUUCUUUCAUCUUCCCCUUCCAGUCAUAUUUUAGGCUACGGUGGGUGCCCGGGUAUCCCUAACCUCGCAACGCAUCUUUCCCCUUUUGCCUACUGCCGAAUGACUCUUCCGAUAAGUGGCACUAGUGCUGGUGUUGUUUCAGCCUACCGAAUGUCACAAUUCCGAUGUUAUUGGUUCCUCCCGAUACGCUCGCAAAUUGCAUCAUGCCUGAGACCUCCUUCAGUGGUUUCUAUUUGGGAUUCUCUAGAGCCGACUCGAUACAAGAGCUCUUACGCGGAAGCUCGGACCUCACACCUUCCACUCGGAGAACCGCUGGUGAAGUCCGUCAAGUUGCUGGAGCGAAUAUCAAGAUAUAUACGAGAUACGUACGAUCAUAGAGAAGUCGUAAAGGUGGUGGUACAUACGAACUAGAUGUCUGUAUUUUUUUUCUGGAGCUAUUUCUCCAUAUUGAUUGGAACAUAUUCCAUGGUCAUUUAUUUGCGUCAAUUGAUUUCUUUCCCUGUGAUAUCGGUUCAAGUUCUGAAGCCGCUUCGCGGCGUCCAUGCUAUGUCUGAUGGCCGGAGUUGUUUCCAUUGCCUCCGG
This is a messenger RNA of Guyanagaster necrorhizus, 836 nucleotides long. RefSeq lists its product as uncharacterized. The transcript is spliced from 4 exons. NCBI's taxonomy places the organism in Eukaryota, Fungi, Basidiomycota, Agaricomycetes, Agaricales, Physalacriaceae. The record is from RefSeq and is a predicted model, not a curated record. The coding region runs from base 171 to 665 and encodes 164 amino acids.